CCGAGCGAACCCCGCCUCCUUUCUCCGUCUGCGCCUGCGCAGCUAGGGUCCUGGGGGGUAGACGGGGACCGGGCUGCCCCUCCCCAAAUCCGGAGGAACCGGUGUCUCCACCAUGCAAGAAGAGGAUGAGUCCGAAGCAACCUCUGUAUCGUCUGGAGACAGCGGCCCCCCAACUCCGUCUGCGAAUGGCUAUCCAGGCCCUCAAAGCAAGGAAUUGCAAGGAGCCAUAGGGGAGCCGGUGGACGAAGUUGGUGAGAUCGGGCAAGACCGGCUGAGCUCUUCGCAGGCGCCCAGCCCCGAGUGGCACGAAUGCCCCGAGUGCGGGCGCGGCUUCGGCACCUCCCGAGCCCUGAAGGUGCACCGCAGCUACCACGUGGGUCGAAAGCGGCCGCACAGCGGCUCCUCCUCUUCCUCUUCCUCCAAGCCGCCCCUGGCCCUUUCCGGCAACCCCGAGAGCCGGGAAGGGCGAACGGCUCUGCCUCCCGGGCGAGGCGGAGCUUUCCACUACAUCUGCGCCGAGUGUGGCCUGGGCUUCGCCUCUCCCGCCUCGCUGGAGGCCCACCACUGCGAACACGGCUGGCGCCGCAGCCCCCCGGCCCCACCCCGCCACAAGCGCCCUCCCUCCCCCGCCCCGAGGGAGGCCAACGGCCAGCAUGACAACGACGCGGAGGGGGCCGACGGACCGUACCACUGCACCGAGUGCCCGGGGGAGUUUGGGCUGGUGUCGGAACUACACGAGCACUACAUGCGCCACGCGCGGGGAGAGCUGUAGAUCGCCCACCCUUCUUCCCACCCCCCCGCCCUGUUGUCUAAUGCGUGGCACCCGCCGAAGGGAUUGCUCUGGCUAGGACUCUUUAAGAAGUGAAUCAGAAACCCUGACCCUCCCUCCCUUUUUAAUCUUUAGUUCCUUUUUUAAGGUUUUCUUCUCUGUAUUUUAAAACAAAUAAGUUUUUUUGCCAGCAGGGAGGGGAACGGAGCACGUCUCACUGCUCGGAACAAUCCCUUCUGUGUGCGCCCCCCCCUCUGCCGGAUGGGGGCAGCAGCCAUGGAAGCCAUUUGCCUCACCCAUAGGGAAGAGGGGUGCUGCCUCUCCCCUCCACACAUGGAGGGGGGAACCCUCCAAAUCUAGCGCCUUUGGGGCCUUGGUAUUAUUACCAAGGGGGAACCCUCACGCUGGGUCUCUUGUGUUGGGAGUACGAGCCCCACUGGCCUUUUAGCUUCCGUUCUCACUACUGGAACUGGGCAAGACUUAAAUACAGGUCUGUUCCAAGGGAGGGGGGAAGGGGAUGGAUCGGGAGCUCUCGUCCUGAGCACAAAGCCCGGUUCUCCCCCCACUCCUCACGCCCGUUGCCCUUUUACUCUUAGAUCGCUCCUUCCCUACUUGGGUGCCCAGCCUGACCGUCAUCCCGCUUGGUACCCGGGCCGGGGCGCCCGCCCCCCCCCCGUGCAGAAUCGGAGCUAUGUUCUGUUUGUCUGUGUGCGUGCGUGUGUGUGUGUUGGCCCUUUCUAGGGAGCAGCUUUUAGAGACGGCAUCCAAUCAGUAUCAAUCAUGACUAUUAACGGUCUCCAUGGUAGCCAGGAGAUUUGUCUUAAUAAAAGCGAUUCUGUACGUGCGA
Heteronotia binoei (common prickly gecko) is the source of this 1616-nucleotide messenger RNA. Its product is annotated as zinc finger protein 629-like. The coding region runs from base 113 to 772 and encodes 219 amino acids. The transcript is spliced from 3 exons. Lineage: Eukaryota; Metazoa; Chordata; Lepidosauria; Squamata; Gekkonidae. The record is from RefSeq and is a predicted model, not a curated record. Gene Ontology annotation, biological process: regulation of transcription by RNA polymerase II. Gene Ontology annotation, molecular function: DNA-binding transcription factor activity; RNA polymerase II cis-regulatory region sequence-specific DNA binding.